Messenger RNA from Oryzias latipes (Japanese medaka), 5901 nucleotides. It is a transcript of the gene stox2a, whose product is annotated as storkhead box 2a. Gene Ontology annotation, cellular component: cytoplasm; nucleus. NCBI's taxonomy places the organism in Eukaryota, Metazoa, Chordata, Actinopteri, Beloniformes, Adrianichthyidae. The record is from RefSeq and is a predicted model, not a curated record. Gene Ontology annotation, biological process: regulation of transcription by RNA polymerase II. Gene Ontology annotation, molecular function: RNA polymerase II transcription regulatory region sequence-specific DNA binding.
GCACACACACAUACUCACACACCCUUCCUGGAGGUGCUGGGAGCAGCUGCAGCAUUAGCGUUGAAAGAGAUUUGCCAUUGAGUUUGCGUCCCCCCCUCCUCCUCCUUCUCCUCUUCCUCCUCCUCCUCCACCACCCACCUCCUCCCCCCCACGCUAACGAAUGGAUGCUACAGCGAUCAGCUUGGGAUCUUCUUCUGCUGGAUUGCGGGAAACAGUGGAUAUCUGCUCUUGACUUGAUUUUUGUAUUUAUUUGUUUGUUUUGUAUGCUCUCCGUUUUUUUGCACUGCUGCUGUCGAAAGGACGAUGGGGUCUCGCGCUUGAUCGGAUAGAGAGAUGGAAGUGAACGUGGCGUCCCCGGUGCUCGGCAUACUAUUGAGGUUUCACUGCCCCUUCGGGGGGAUGGAGCUCUUCUUUUUUUCUUCUUUUUUCUUUUUUCCAUGAACCGGAUCUUUUGUUUUAUGGCCCGAGCUGUCCUGUGGUGAAUUGAGCUAUUGUAGAAGACCGGGCCUCUUUAGCAUCAAAUCUGAGACCAUCCAUCCAUCCAUCCUCCUUUCCUCCCCUCUUCUAGUUAAAAAAAGGACCAGGCAGAUAACCCCCCUCCCUUCCUCCAAAAAAAAAAGGCUCCUCCGAACCCUUUUCUCACCGUCCUCCUUGCCUCCAAUGCCCCAUUUCCCUCAUCUCUACCCCUGCCCCCCCACCUUUCUCCCGCUCCCUCCUCCCACAUCAGAGUGGCUACGUAAUGUGCCUCCCUACGCAUGCAAAUGGGGAUGCUACAAAUGGUGGCUGGGACUGAUGUCGAUGAAAGGGUGAUGCCUCGCGCACUCCCCUGCGCCUCCGCCGCCACUGCCACCACCCCGGACCCGCGUGGGAGCGCCCAGCAGCCGAUGACAACCGCCAACAGGGCCGACACGGUCGUUUGUAGCUCGCUCGUGGACGUCAAUGAGAUGCGUGAAUGCGCGUGAAGGAGGUGCACACUGGUUCCUGCCAUGUCUGGUGUGUGAUCGCUCUAGCGGGACGUUCUCACUGAUGCGGGGGAGGCACUGAGCCUGAGGUUGGUCGACCUCCCCCUUCCCCCCUCCCCCUCCCUCCCCCCCCCAUCCCUUCCCCAUCCCCAUCCCCGCCACCUCAUCCCCAGAGGCCCCCAGGGAGCGAAGGCCAUCUGGUAAAGGGGUCAUCAUGAAGAAGACCCGCAGCAGCAAUCUGCGGCGGGCAUGGCCCAACUCGGAGCUGCCCGAACGCCCGCUGGAGCACAACCUCUCGCGUAGCGAGAAAGACAUCCGUGCAGUGCAGAAGCAGCAUCUUCCUCCACCUCCACAUUUCUCUCCGUCCCCGCCAAGUUAUCGUGCGCCAGGUGACGUGUCUCCGAUCAGUAUGUCACCCAUCAGCCAGUCGCAGUUCAUUCCGCUGGGGGAAAUCUUGUGCUUGGCCAUUUCUGCUAUGAAUGCUGCCCACAAGCCUGUCAACCAGGAGGCUCUGGUAGAGCACCUCACUGCCAGCUUUCCAGGCGUGCCUACACCUAGCUCAGAGGUUCUGCGACACACUCUGAACAUGCUGGUGCGAGAGAGGAAGAUAUACCCAACUCCAGAGGGCUACUUCAUUGUCACACCUCAGACAUACUUUAUCACUCCCUCCCUAAUCAGAACAAACAACAAAUGGUAUCACCUGGAGGACCGGCUACCAGACCGUCCGCAGCAGCAGACACAACCUCAGCAUUGCACCUCACCUCAAUCUGGCAGCGUCACACCAUCCACACCUGGCUGUUUAAGAGAGAGGCCUCCUCGCAAGAACCACAGUGACUCGUACAAUUCUUAUCGGGAAGACUCAUCCAGACUGCAUGCCCCUGUGCUCCAGAAUAAGCCACCCAAAGAGCACAAAGGGGAAUCUGGUCAAAAUAAGCCACCCAAGGAUCACAAUGGCGGUGAGACUGUACCAAGCACGUCAGCCAAGGAGCACAGAGGAGAGCCACCAUCUUAUCCCCACCCCCCAGCUCCUACUUCCCCUCCCGUCCAGCCAUCACCACCUCAAGAUCCAGUUGAUAAAAACAAAAGCAUCACUUCUUUCCCAUAUAAAACUGACACUUUAACCAAAAAGAAAGAAGGAAGUAGUGGUGGCGGAACUGGCGAGAAGCAAUCUAAAAGGUUUGGACUCAGGCUUUUCAGACUGAGUUUUAAGAAGGACAAAAUGAAACAGUUGGCUACCUUCUCAGCCCAAUUCCCCCCAGAGGAAUGGCCGCUCCGUGACGAAGAUGUGCCAACUACACCUAUUCCUCGAGAGGUUGAAAUGGAAAUAAUUCGUAGAAUUAAUCCUGACCUUACAGUGGAGAAUGUUGCUAGGCACACAGCUGUGAUGAAGAGGUUGGAGGAGGAGCGUACUCAGAAGAACAAAGCAGGGUCCUCUGCCCAGCACAGUGCACGCAGCAGAAGGGGCCGGGGCCAUCGGAGAGCCCCACAUGGUAAGUCGCGUUCGCACAGUAAACCUCGGACGUCCAGAGGAGACCCAUCCGAGGGAUCAAACUGGGAUCUUGUGUUCAUGGAAAGGGAUUACCGCUUCUUCAGCCACUCAUUAGUACGCUCGCCUCGGGAAGCUAUGUACACCUUAGAGCGCAGACGAAGCGGAGGAGCGACGUACCUGGUCCACAGCAACCCCAAUAUUACAGAAUCGUACUGUCCUGUGACCCCUGAGUGGGAUGUGUCUGGGGAAUUAGCCAAGAGACGGACAGAGAUGCCCUUUCCUGAGCCUUCACGUGGAACAUGCCAGUCCAGAGUGCAAAGAAGUCACAGUCACAACCAGGAUAGGAAGUCACGUCAUGAUAGAUCAGAUCAGGCUAAAGAAAGAUCUCGGUCCAUGGACAAUUCUCUCAAGGGCCCAGCGCUGGGUGCACCAGAAGACUUUGAACCUACUUUGGAGGAGCGUAGUCAUUACUACACUGAUGAUGGUACCUUGCGGGCCACACAGAAGUCCUCACAUUACUCAAGAAUCAUGUUUUCUGCUGCUAAGUUCCACUCCGAUUUUAAUGUGCCUGAUUUGGGAAAAGGGAGUUUGGAUGAUUCAAGGAUUCGGAGUACAAUAGAGAGGAACAAAAGCAGAGACAGCUUGCCGACAUACAAUGAGUUAAUGGGACUUUCUCCUAAGCCCUCAACAGAUGAGUACUUCCAGUGCAAUACAUCAAAUGAAACAAUCCUUACUGCCCCUUCGCCUCAGGCAAAAUCUGAAUAUGACACAUUAACCUCAUCAGGGGGACUCCGAAAGGGCUCUCCAGCUGACCGGCAAACUCCUCACCUUACCUCUCCUCAUACAAUGGAGUACAAAGAGGAGUUGUCAGCAGUGAAGGGACAGAGUGGUUCUGCACGGCUGACGCCAAGCCAGACACCGGAGCCAGCUCAAACUGCCCGUUUGACGCCGCACCAACACAACGUGGAUCCCGGAGGGGGGGGAGGCAGUUUGGUGAUCAAGAGGAAAGAGAUCUUCAGCAAGGACACUUUGUUCAAACCUCCACAUAAUGCCUUGUCCACUGGCUACGUGGACAGCAGCUACACCAAGUCUGGCACAUUGCGGAAAGCCUCACAUGCCAAAUCAACAGAGGCCCUAGACAAUCCUGAGCCCCAGCAGCCUUCCAAUUCAAAUACUUCCUCAACGUCACCUGCAGUUUUACAGAGCUGCUUAGAGCCAACAGUCCCCUCCGCCUCCUUUGACUAUUAUAAUGUAUCAGAUGACGAUGAUGAGGAAGAGGCAGAGGACGACUCGCACAAAGAGCUGGUGACGGCCGAGGACAACAAAGACCAUGGGGAAGUGGGCGGUAAUGUUGGAGGCAGCUGUGGUGGUGGGGAGGGAACCAUGCAGUGGCUGUUGGAACGGGAUAAGGACCGUGAUUUGCAGCGGAAACUGGAGACCAACCUUACCCUUCUCAGUCCCAAAGAGACUGAGAACAGCAACAGCCAGAAGUCAGCCCACUCUGCCCGAUUGGACAGCAUGGACAGCAGCAGUGUGACAGUGGACAGCGGAUUUAACUCCCCCAGAACACGGGAAAGCCUUGCAUCCAACACAUCCAGCAUUGUGGAAAGCAAUAGACGGCAGAAUCCAGCGCUGAGCCCAGGCCACAUUGGCACGAGCAGUAUAGGACUGCCAUUCAGCUUUCGUGCCAUCCCGGAGCCGCCCACCACGCAGCCUGAGAAACUCCAGAAGUCAUCGAACUGCCUGGCCUCCAUCACCAGCGUCUGACAAGCAGGGCAGACUGUGACAGUGGAGGUGAUGGAGUAGAGAUGAGAGGUGUUCCACCGUCUCUUGCUUUCUUCAGACAAAACAUACAUGAAAACUCUGUGUCUCUAACACACACAGAUCUUCAGACUCCUGAAGAACCAUUUAAUGGGACUGUUAUUUAAACAGGCAUGGCUUCAAGAGACUGUUCCUGCAGCAUCAAGAACUUAACUGCAAAAAAGAGAAGAACAGAUUACCAAGGCCGCAGUAGGAGCAAAAACCUACCUGAAGUACUUUGAUUUUGGUGACAUGGACUAUAGUUUGGCUUAUAUCAAGAUUCUUGAUGACUGGUAUUGGAAAGUAGUAGACUAUAGGUUUCAAGUUACAUUUGGAAAUAUCAAAAAAACUUUUUAUAUGGCUUAACAAUACAUGUCCAAUUAAAUGUUCUCCUUCCUGAAAUAGCGUUAAGUUCUUCAGGACGAUUUAAUGUAUCAGCACAAUGUCAAGAUAAUACAAAACUGAUCCUAAGAACAACGAAUGAAAGAUAUAAAACAUAAAUCAGCUCAGAUUUGUGUACCACAAUGCAAAUUAUGUAUGUAUACUCGAUACUUUUGAUAUCCUAAUUAUUAUAAUGGUGGUAUUAAAGAUGCUAUGUGACCAAGGUGAUGGUUUUAUGAACAGACUACAUCUCACAUAUCCGGAAUGUCGGCAUGAUUUGAGAUCGAAUGAGGGGUUUUAUAGUAGCAUCACAUUUUAAAGUAAAAGAAAAAUCUUUAGUUUAUAUUUUAAGAUUUUGUUUUCUUUUUGGAGGAAUUCAAAUGUUCUAAAAAGAUAAAGAAAAAAACAUCAGUCUUGAACACUUGGAUGGUUUGUGGACUAAACCAGGCAUGGAGGAUUGUGAGAGCUGUAGGCUGAAGCUGGAUGAGUUCUGCUCACUGAAGAGCACAGGAAGCAACAAAGACCCAACACAGAACAGCUAAAAUGUUCAAACAAAGCUCCGGAAAGCCCAGUCAGCUAACAUUUUAAUUAGAUCCAUUAGAAAGGCAUAAAAAACUGAAAGUUUUUUCCCGUUUUACAAGCCUAAAAAGACAACUGAGUGGUACAUUUACGUUUGAAUAAAAAUAAAUAAUUUGUCACUUUUAAUUAUUAAAUGAUAGCAAAAUAUAGUUUAAUACUGAAGCAAAACAGUGUUUAUAUUAAACUUAACUGACAUUUAAAGGAUUUAAAACAAGUAGAUUUGACUCUGCUGUGUCCCUGUUCUUUCAUCCUUGCUGUCUGCUUGUCUCUCUUGGAAAGACUAUCAUGAGAAGAAAAGGCAAGAAUAUGGAUUUAGGAUUUACAAGUUCGGAAAGUAGAUAAGUGAAGGACUACAGGAACGUUAAGAGUGUUUUUCCUAAGGAAAGUUAAAAACCCAGUUAUUGAGAGUCAUAAUAAAGCUGUUCCAGUCCCCCUAAAAUAAAGGUUUGUACAUUUUUCUUAAGCCAUCCUUAGAAAAACAAAAAACAAGUGAGAUAAUGUUAUUUUGUACGUUUUUGUGUCUGUAACGGAAACAUUGGAAAUGUUCACCUGAUUACAGAUCCAUAAAGAAACGAGUGCAGAAAAGUAACACCUGACAUUAAGAAGAAGCAGCUUGUGAAAAUCUUCAUAUUGUAUAAAUUUAUUUUUCUUUAUUUACCUAACUUGAUAAUAAAAUAUUAUUUGACAUUA